Molecule: messenger RNA, 1410 nt
Organism: Cryptomeria japonica (Japanese cedar)
Lineage: Eukaryota; Viridiplantae; Streptophyta; Pinopsida; Cupressales; Cupressaceae
Exons: 2
Coding region: 1-1410 (469 amino acids)
Source: RefSeq, a predicted model, not a curated record
AUGGACUACACCAAAGCCCAUGAAGUUAUGCCCUCUCUCUCUGAGAAACGCCAAAUCCCUAAUACUAAUAUGCAAGAUGUCUCUGAUUCAGGUAUGGAGAUGGAGGAUAAUGGGAGUGCCAAAUCUCUUGUUGAUCCUUAUUAUAAGUCAGUUGAAGAGGAGGAGAUGGCUCAACCAGACAUGCCUGUUUAUAGCAGCCUCAAAAAUGAAGUAAAUUGUGGAGUUCAAACACAAUGCAAUGUUUCAGAUGAAUCGUGGCAUAUCGAAAUGCAGAGUAUGUUCGAAUGUCCAAGUAAAAUGUGGCAAGUGUCAGAAAAUGUUUGUAUUUACAGAGUGCCUAAACCUAUAAUGAUUUCUAAACGACAAGCAUACACUCCUUUGGUUGUAGCGCUUGGGCCUUACCAUCAUUUUAAUGCUGAAUUCUCUACGAUGAAUUCACAUAAACUAGAAGCAGUCCGUAGAACACUAACAAGGCUUCAAAUAGAUUUGAGCACAUUGAUUUCAGAGAUUCAAAAGUUUGAGUGUAACAUCAGAGAGUGCUAUGAAGAAUCAAUAAACUUUGAUGGAAAGGCAUUAUCUCGGAUGAUGGCAAUGGAUGCUUGUUUUAUUGUUGAAUUCUUUAGAUCGAAUGAAGCAAUUGCUUUCAGCCUUGUUUUUCAAAAUAAUAACACCAUGUUUUCUGCCAUAAUGAAUGAUAUCAUGAAGGUGGAAAAUCAAAUUCCUCUAUUUAUUCUCUUGGCUCUACUCGAGUUGGAAUUUAAAUCCCGAGAAGAUGCAACAACAAAGUUGGCUGAAUUGCUGAGUGUAUAUAAUGUGUUCAAUGGAUUUCCCUUUUCAGUUUCACGACCUGAUAGUCCUAAUACAUCAGAACUUAAGAGGCACAUAGAGAAGGAACGACCUCCACGCCAUCUACUUGAUUUGUCUAGAUUGGUCGUUAAUGAUCUGUUAAUAAGUACAAGUGCGGAAUCGGGUAUUGCUGUUGAAACUGAGAUAACAGGUAUUGCUGUUGAAAGUGACCGCUCUGGUGGCAACAAUGACCAUGGACGCUGUUGGCGGUCGAUGAAUAUGAAACUACCUGAUAGGCUCCGACAACUCAACUGCAUGAAUAUGUUUCCUCGUCUUGAUAGGAAUCUUUCUUUCAAUGAGGUGUCAAUCCCAAGUGCCUAUUUAUUAGGCCAGGCUGGAAUCGAAUUUAAACCAGGCCAAUUGGGAUUUGAAAAGGGGAUAUCCGGAAAACGUACUGUUUUACUCCCUGAAGUCCACUUAUGGGAUAGCACAGAAACAGUGCUACGGAACCUGAUGGUUUUUGAAGAGUGUCAAUAUUGCUCAUGGUUUCCAGAAGAUAAAUGCUUAAACAAUAGUUUUUAUUAUGAGAAUUGUUAUGAAGAUUUAAAUAAUUCUAUUAGAUAA